AUGGGCGCCACGAUCAAGAAUGUUAUUAUUCUGGGAGCGUCUGGAAGUGUGAACUCUGUUGCUAUUCCGGCUUUGAAGGAACUCGACUUUAACGUAUCAGUCGUUGUGCGACCGCUCUCCAAAUCUUCUUUUCCCGACUACGUUACGGUACAUAAACGCGACUACACAACAGAGAUUCUCACUUCUAUUUUCACUGGUCAAGAUGCUGUCAUCUCAGUGAUUGCUGCAAGCGAUGUUACUAUACAAAAGAAUGCUAUUGAUGCUGCUGUAGCUGCGGGCGUGAAACGAUUUCUUUCCACCGAAUAUGGCGGUGAUACUUCACUACCUGAGAUUGAGAAGUUUACACCGUUUGCCCAGGGAAAAAAGGAAGUCUUUUCAUAUCUGAAGAGCAAGGAACCCGAGGGCCUCACAUGGACUGCUCUGUAUACGGGUCCAUUCUUCGACUCGCUGCUAGAGAUUGGUACUGGUCUGAUGGGUUGGGAGAUUGAAGACUACAAGGCUACGAUAUAUGACUCGGGCAACCAGCGAUAUGACGCAACGAAUUUUGAGACCGUGGGAAAAGCGAUUGCAUCAGCAUUAACGCACCCCGAUAUCACCAGAAAUCAGCAGGUAUAUGUCAAUUCGUUCAAAGUAUGUCGGAAUGAAGUGAUUGAGGGGUUGGAGAGGUUACUGGGGAAGAAGAUAGCCAUCUCACGGGCUUCCUCGGUGGAGAUAGCAGAAAGAGGGCGGCCGACGAUCGCUAACGGUGAAUGGUAA
Molecule: messenger RNA, 756 nt
Organism: Trichoderma harzianum CBS 226.95
Lineage: Eukaryota; Fungi; Ascomycota; Sordariomycetes; Hypocreales; Hypocreaceae
Exons: 3
Coding region: 1-756 (251 amino acids)
Molecular function (GO): oxidoreductase activity
Source: RefSeq, a predicted model, not a curated record